GCGCUUCGAUCCGGGUCCUCGGGUUACUUUCUGGCGAUUCGUCGCCAUUGUUGUACGGAGUCGGAGAGGUGCUGGAAACGGCAGGCUCGGCCUUAGCCUUACAAGCCAAAGCCCCCUUUAGGAGCGCGGGGUGGGGGCCAAGCGGAAGAGCUGGACCCUGCAACUCGUUUGAAAGGGCUUGUUUCGAGCCGACUUCGUCCCCCACCCCCCACUCUCUCCGCUCCUUCCUCUCCUCGAUCCGCUCCUUCUUUAUUUUCGCCAUCUUUAGGUUGGUCACGAUGCAGAGGUCGCCAUGAUGAAGAUUAAAGUUAGGCCUAGUUACGCGAUGCCCUGUGGAAAAUUGGUUGGCACAACCAGCCACGUCGUUCCCACUGAGCUGCUGGAAGCUGAUGCUGGAAGAUCCAGACAUGGAAAAGAAGUCUGCACGUUCCGCUUCGGCAGGACCCACCAAGGCGCCACCCCCCGACAGUAAAACCAAGCAAGAUGGUAAAGGUGGAACUGGAUCAAGACGCUACAACAGGAAACGAGAUGCAACUUUUCCCAAAAACGAAAAUGUAUCUAACCAGACUCGCCGCACCAAUCCACAGAAAAGCAAAGCUUUUGACAAGAGACCCCCUGCACGUGGCGGCAACAAAUCCUUUAGCACUUUUGGUAAUGGUGGUAGACGGGAAGAGGUAGCAGAGGUGCAGAGGGCAGAGUUCAGUCCUGCCCAGUUUACUGGUCCUAAGAAGAUAAGCCUAAACCACUUGUUAAACUUUACAUUUGAACCUCGUGGACAGUCAGGCUCACAUUAUGAUGGCAAUUGCCAUGGAGGCUGGGGAAGAAGAAACAAAUGGGGACAUAAACAUAAGCCAUUCAACAAGGAGCAGUUUUUGCAGGCCAACUGUCAGUUUGUAGUCUCUGAAGAACAGGACUACAGUGUUCACUUUGCUGACCCAGAUAUGUUGGUGAACUGGGACUUUGUACAGCAGGUGCGCAUUUGUAGCCAUGAAGUUCCUUCGUGCCCAAUCUGCUUGUACCCUCCCUCUGCUGCAAAGAUAACUCGCUGUGGACACAUCUACUGUUGGGCUUGUAUUCUCCACUAUCUCUCUCUGAGCGAGAAAACUUGGGGUAAAUGCCCAAUCUGUUAUGAGGCUGUACAUAAAAAAGACCUCAAGAGUGUUGUUGCUAUGGAGACUCAUCAAUACAGUGUGGAGGAUACAAUUACCAUGCAGCUGAUGCGUAGGGAGAAGGGUGUCCUGAUGGCUUUGCCCAAAUCCAUGUGGACGAAAGUUGAACCAAUUUACUUGGGAGUAGAUGAAGAAUACAGCCGAUAUUCAAAGCUGCUUCUGGCUACAACACAGCAGGUUUUGCAACAUGUAAUAGACAAAGAGCGAACAGCUUUGUUGAGACAGUAUGAAGAGGAGAAAAGUACACCUGAAUCCUGCUUCAUUGAAGCAGCAUUGCAGGAGCUCAAGAGUCGAGAGCAAGAGUUGUUAGGCUCUUGUGCUCCAGAGAAGGAAGUUCUUGGUACAAUGUUUAAACUUGAGGAAUUGACCAUUGCUGAUUCAACCAUGGCUGCAGAGAAUGAAAAAAAUACCACCAUUUGCUGCAAGAACCAACAUGUAUUGGCAUAUUCAUCUGCAUUUGAUGAAAUUAUCGAUGAAUCUCAAGAGGAAGCUAUUGCUGCACAAUGCACUGUGUUGGAUGAGUCAGUCACUGUUCCUGAAUCAGUCAGCAGUUACAAAAUAGCAGAAGGAGCUUGUGGUGGAAUUCUUUCUGGAGAAGCUGAAAGUGGGCCUUCAAUUGAGGCUACUAGACCAAGCUCAGAAACAACCUACUACUACUACUACCAAGCGGAGGAUGGACAAUAUAUGUUUCUGAGCCCAGUUAAUGUGCGAUGCCUAGUGAGGGAGUAUGGUGGUCUGGAGAACUGUCCUGAGAAGAUCACUGCGGCAGUGAUAGAGAUAGUUGGGCAUUCAAUGACUGAGGAUGUACGGCGCAGACACCGCUAUUUGUGCCAUCUACCUCUUACCUGCGAGUUUGGUAUUUGUGAGCUGGCUCUGAAGCCACCUGUGAUCUCUAAGGAAACUUUGGAUGCAUUUUCAGAUGAUCUGAACAGAAGGAGAUGUCUUCGCUUAAAAAAAGCUCGAGAUGAACGUCGAAGAGAGCGUAGGAUUGAAAUGGAAGAAAAUAAAAAGCAAGGCAAAUAUCCAGAAGUUCACAUUGCCCUGGAAAACUUCCAGCAAUUCCCAGCAUGUGGCUCUUCUCCAGAAGCUGCACCCUUUAUCGUUUCCCCUGAUGCUGACCCUCUUCCUUCGAGUUGUCUUUCAGUCAAUACUACCCUUAUCAGCAGCCCCAAUUCUUUGGCAGAAUCAACAUUGAAUCAAUCCGCUCUUGCUUUUAGACCAGGGAGUCCUUCUCAGUGUGCAGGCAGCUUGGAAGAUGAUGCACACUUUCCUUCAUUUGCUCAGAUGCUGAAGGAUGGGAAGGCGAAAGCAGAAGUGUGGCCCAAAGUAACUCCAAGAAAAGCAGAAACCGUUUUGAUGCCCCCACCUGCAGCAGAUAGUGAUGGAGAGAGUGACAUCUCAGACCGUGUACCUGUACCCAGCUUUCAAAAUUCCUUUAGUCAGGCUAUGGAGGCAGCAUUCCUCAAGCUUGAUAAAGUUUCAGUCCCAGACCUCUGUGCAGAAGAGAAGAAUGGAAAAAAGAAGAAGAAAAAGCAGAAGCUUCUCUUCAGUACUUCAGUAGUUCACACAAAGUAAUUUAGGCAGUCAUUGCCCAUUUCAGCACCACAGGCAGCCAUUGCCUGUAUUUGCAUUCACUGGUCUGUGCAAAAAUAUUUUUUUUGCUGCUAUAGUUUUAAGAAUUUUUGGUUGCAUUUCAAGCCCAUAAGAUAGCGAAGGCAAUUGUUUUGAGUGGUUUGUAAAUGAAAGUUUGCCUCUUGUUUAUGAUGUAUACAAAUUUAUUACAGCUUUGUGGUUAAACACCAUAACCAAUUCAUAUGGCUUGUGGCCUGGUAUAUUUUUUAAAUAAGGGAAAUUCCAGUAGAAACUUCAGCUUCUGCCACUGUGUAGAAGUUCACAGGGGAAUAAAAUUUUGUUUUGGUCACCCUCUACCCUGGAAGCAGCUAUUUUGUAAAUAAACUGGCACAUGAUUUUCUUUUAGCUAAGUCACUAAGUUAGUCAAAUGGUGUUUCAUCCAUUCUCCUGUUUUCUCCCUUGGACCAACAUCACUGAAGAUUUGCAAAAUAUUCUUCCCCUCUGCACAGAAAAGAACAUGGGUUUAUUCAUGUUGAGCAUAUUGAAUUGGCCUGCCUGUAAUUAAAAUCAUACCCAUCCUCCUCCAUACCCCAACCAUAUCAGGUGUUACCCUGUUAGUGGCAAAAUAUAAAUUAAAAAUGGCUGGAGUUUCCCUUUUUUGAAGAUUUUAAUUUGAAAAGUAUCCUCUUAAGGAAGUGAAUGUAAAGAAUCUAAUGAAGUGUUCAGUUUAGCUUUGUUAUUUCUACCCUUUUCUUUAAUGCAACAGCAGAGUAAUAGAUGCAAUUAAAAAAAAUCUUGUGUUGA
Molecule: messenger RNA, 3545 nt
Organism: Carcharodon carcharias (great white shark)
Lineage: Eukaryota; Metazoa; Chordata; Chondrichthyes; Lamniformes; Lamnidae
Gene: rnf10
Product: ring finger protein 10
Exons: 17
Coding region: 390-2744 (784 amino acids)
Biological process (GO): positive regulation of transcription by RNA polymerase II; positive regulation of myelination
Molecular function (GO): transcription cis-regulatory region binding; metal ion binding
Source: RefSeq, a predicted model, not a curated record